GAAACAGUCCCCAAGUCCAGCUGCAAGGGGGCAGGAUCUGCUGACCACAGGAGGCUGACUCGUAAGUGUUUGCUUUAAACCUUAACCUAUCUCCGUCUCACGCAUAGCCUUAAUCUAUCUGUGCCUUCCACAUGUACCAAUCUUAAUUAAGCUAGCUGAAUACGCCUCUUCUAAUUUUGGCAUAAAAGAUGCCGUAUCGCCACAGUAAAAGGAGGACAAUUUAACCGCACUGGUGUCUGUCGUUACUCUGGCUGCGAACUUUCACAGACAAGUGGCGCUCGGACAGGCUGGACUGGCUCGACAGUAAUCAAGGUAACGAUUCCAAAUCUUCGCGGAACACGAGGACGGGGACAGGUGAUGUGGGAGCAGAAGAAGGCAUUACGUGGCAAACGGCGUGCAAGAGAUGGAAUCUCAGAUCCAGAUUCAGACUUCUGCAAGGCAGGACUGGUUGCAAAUGGAAUUAGAAGGGUCAAUCAAGGACUGGUUGCAAAUUGAAGAAGUGGCAGUCCAGUGGCUAGCACAGCACUCUUCCUAAGAGAGAAAUCCCUGCUAGUCAGAAGAAACUGUAUGAGUUGAUUUUGCUGGACAAAGGAGUGAUUUUUUUGAUCCCUGAAGUUUAUGUGGCCUUUGAAGUGGUCACCUGGGAGAAGAAAGAGAUAAACCAGAGCUCCGAAGAGACUGUAAAACUUGCCUUUCUGUGGUGAUUAAUGUCUGACACCCUGAUGUCUAUGGAGGGUGAAUAAAAUUGCUGCCGCAAUUAGCAUUUACAACUUUCGCUCUCUGUGGGAACAGUGAGACCUCCGCUACAUAAGUCCCUUUAUCAACACUGCAACAUUGAAACAAAAGUAUAAAAGCAGAGGAAAGGAGAAAGAAGGAGCAAUCAAAACCAAACAUUCUUCCAUAAAUCCUCCUCGAGAUCGGCUGACAAGGAACCGGGCAUCAUCCCCUCCUCCAGUAACAACAGCUCCAAGGGAAAGCAGUCCUAGAUCCAGCCUUACCGUCCCCCACGCCUCAUAGCUCACCCCCAGAAGAUGAACCCCUCGGGCUGAGAGACGCACGGCUGAAAGAUCUUCUUGACAGACUCCAGAAGUUAGAAGCUUCAGAGAGUGCAGCUGACCUCAGAGGAACCUCUCGUGACUCUUUUACCUGCACUGCUGCAUUCCUGCCCUGGAAAUGCUGGGUCCCCUCCUUCCAGCGCUGAGAAGUAGCCUGUGCUGGGGUGUGGUCCUGAGACAAACCUGGAAAUGAAAAGGCAGCAGUGCAGGAAAUGAAAGCACAGCCAUGUCCUUAGCUGUGGUGCUUUGCAUUCAAGAUGAGCUUGUCCAGAAAUUGUUACCUCUGCCAAGGUGCCUCUGGUCCUGCGGCAACGAAGGGCAGGUAUAAAAGGCAGCCCAGGUCCUGCUCUCCCAUCCACUUCUCCUGCCUCCUUCUGCUUGGGAACCAGGUGAAUCUCCAGCCUCAAGACAUGUCCUGCUGCAAGCCUUGCCCACCCUGCCAGCCCUGUGGUCCUACCCCACUGGCCAACAGCUGCAAUGAGCCCUGUUGUGUGAGGUGCCAGGACUCCACCGUUGUCGUUGAGCCUCCUGCUGUGGUGGUGACCCUGCCUGGACCCAUCCUCAGCUCCUUCCCGCAGAACACUGCUGUGGGCUCCUCCACCUCUGCUGCUGUUGGCAGCAUCCUCAGCUGUGAUGGAGUGCCCAUCAACUCCGGGGGCUUUGACCUCUCCUGCAUUACCAACCGCUACUCGUGCAGGCCCUGCCGGCCCUGCUAGAGCUGCUGGUGACUAUGUGAGAUGAGGGCCCCUGUGCACUCUGAAUGUGAUGUUGGACAGAAGAUCAUACUCCGGGCCAUUGUUUUAGGAGCUGCUGGUCACCUCUGGCUUGUCCUUUAAGGGCAAGUUGAAAGAUGAUAUUUUUGGCUCUCUAUAAGCAUGGCCAAGGUCUACCUUUUGUCUUCCACUCAGCCUCGUUCUGUCUUUCUUUCAUUUCCUUGUGCUCCACUCAAAGCUGCCUUGAGGGCCUCUGGAAGCAGGCUGGAUGAACCCUCCAGCCUGUCUCUCUUUGUUGGGCACGUUAGUAAUGCCCUGUGGGAAGUCUGCCACAGGAAAAGGGAAACGGAUUCUUGGCUGCUUUUCUCCUCCCCUUGCUGGGCACCUCCACUUGGAGUGACCUCAUUUCUGUCUUCAGACUCAUUAAAAAUUGCUGCAACUCUG
This is a messenger RNA of Pogoniulus pusillus (Red-fronted tinkerbird), 2212 nucleotides long. Its product is annotated as feather keratin Cos1-1/Cos1-3/Cos2-1-like. The coding region runs from base 1313 to 1771 and encodes 152 amino acids. The transcript has 3 exons. Lineage: Eukaryota; Metazoa; Chordata; Aves; Piciformes; Lybiidae. Gene Ontology annotation, molecular function: structural constituent of cytoskeleton. Gene Ontology annotation, cellular component: intermediate filament. The record is from RefSeq and is a predicted model, not a curated record.